AUGCAGUACCGUAUGCUUAUGGUGGCCACUCUGGCCAUGGGUGCCUAUGCCGCUCCCGCUCCUCCUCAAGUUACCCGAGCUCCCUCUCUGUCGGCCCGUCAAGAAACUGGCGGUGCCGGUGGCAGCAGCGUUCUCGAUGCUCCCAUGACCAUUGCUGCUGGCGAGUCUUUUGAUGGUGGUAACGCUAUCUUCGACCGCGGUGUUUCUUGCACUGGCCAGGAGGAAGGUGGUGACUCUGACGCUGUCUUCAUCCUUGAGAAGGGCGCUACUCUUUCCAACGUCCGCAUUGGUCCUAACCAGAUCGAGGGUGUCCACUGCAACGGUGGUUGCACCUUGAACAACGUUGUCUGGGACGCCGUCUGUGAAGAUGCUUUCUCUAUCAAGAAGCAGGAGGACGGUGAGACCACCACCAUCAACGGCGGAGGUGCCACCGGUGCCGAAGACAAGGUCAUUCAGCACAACGGAGGUGGUACCGUUAUCAUCAAGGACUUCGAGGUUUCCGACUUUGGCAAGCUCUACCGCAGCUGCGGUAACUGCAAGUCGAUGCCUGCUCGCCACGUCGAGAUCUCUGGAGGUUCCGCCAGCAACGGAAAGAUGCUUGUGGGCAUCAACCCCAACAUGGGCGACACUGCCAAGAUCUCGGGCAUCCAGAUCACCAAUGUGCCCAAGGAGUGCAUCACCUUCAAGGGUGUCACUGACGGCAGUGAGCCUGAGGAGGUUGGUACUUGUGAUUCCGGUGCCGAGGCUGGCACUGGAUCUGGAUCUGGAUCUGGUGAAUCUUCUGCUGCUCCUGCCACUCCUACCACUCCCGCUGCUGGAUCUGACGCUCCUGCUGAGACUGAGGUUGUUGAGCAACCUACUGAGACUGAAGUUGCCGAGCAGCCUACUGAGACUGAGGUUACCGAGCAGCCUACUGAGACUGAGGUUACCGAGCAGCCUACUGAGACUCCCGCUGAAGGUUCUGAUGAUGACCAGUCCGGUGAUGACCAGUCCAGCGAUGACGAUAACCAGGAGGAGGAGUCCAACGAAGAUAAGAAGGACGAGGAGCAGGAGCAGGAGUCUGCUGAACAAACUCAGGGCGGAUUCCCCAGCGCGCCCCCUCAGUUCGGAACUACUGGCCAGUUUCGCGGCUUCCAAGGAUAG
Messenger RNA from Fusarium sp. VM40, 1143 nucleotides. NCBI's taxonomy places the organism in Eukaryota, Fungi, Ascomycota, Sordariomycetes, Hypocreales, Nectriaceae. The record is from the annotation of a GenBank genome assembly.